This is a messenger RNA of Anastrepha obliqua, 6820 nucleotides long. RefSeq names its product otoferlin-like. The coding region runs from base 1 to 6573 and encodes 2190 amino acids. Gene Ontology annotation, cellular component: membrane. Lineage: Eukaryota; Metazoa; Arthropoda; Insecta; Diptera; Tephritidae. The record is from RefSeq and is a predicted model, not a curated record. The transcript is spliced from 25 exons. Gene Ontology annotation, biological process: plasma membrane organization.
AUGUCGCUAACUGUGAAAAUCGUGCAAUUUCAAUUGCCAAAGGCGAAAUCAAAUUUAAUCGCACGUGUCGAAUUUCGUGGUGUUGCCCACAUAACAUCAGAGCUCAAUGCAGAUUCAAGCAUCAUUGAUGUUAAUCAGUCUUUCAUUUGGCCGCUAGCACGUCCGGCCACAGAUGAAGAGCCACUCUUCGUCGAAUUGCGCACUCAAACCACAAAGACGUUGCUACGCACUGGUCUCAGUCAUGCAUCCGGCGGUUUGAUGGGUGGCGGUGGGAGCAGCGGCAGUGGUGGCAGCAUGAGCGGCAUCAUCAGCAGCAGUAGCAAAUGUGUUGGUCAAUAUAUUGUCUUGAUGCAAGGUUUAAUCAACAGCGGUUACAUACACAUUGAAGACCAAAUGGUGGAUAUAUCGUCGAAUAAGCCUAUACAGGUACUUGUUGUAUUCGAGGCGAGAUACACAUCUCCCGACGAUGCUGCUGGUAACUUUGAGCCGACCAAUCUGGUGCGACCCAUACAGGAGCAGCAGAAUAUUAGCUGUAGCAGCCAAAGUUUGGACGAUGAUCAACAGAUGCUUCUCGACAUCGAACAGAACAUAGCGAAUCUGGAGCGUAGUUUGAAUCGAGAAUCGGGUGGUUAUGCUACCUCCGGCGCUGGUACUGCUUCCAGCGGCAGUGAAUCACAUGGCACACAAAAGAAACGUCAUUUGCUGCGACGCGUCAUGACCGCUGCGCAACAUAGUACCACCAGCGUCUCAUCAAGUCGCCAAAGAAUCGAAUUAAAAUUUGAUAAAUUCGGUAAAUCACCGACAGCUGGUCGCAGCGGUAGUGUUACCACUCUUCUCACCACCACACCCAACGCAAAUGCCACCACUACCAUCACGACAGCAACAGCGACGGGCAAUAGCAGCGCCAGCGCACUUGCUGCUGCUAUGCGCGGCAGCGAAAGUUCACAACCUAAAGAGAAGAAACUUUCCAUGCGUGCGGUGCGCAAUAUUAUGCGUUUGGGACGUAGCAGGCAGACAUCGCAGUCGCGCGAAAGUAGCACCGAGGAUGAAGGCAGAUCGCCGCUGAUUUUCGAACCAGAUGCCGCUCCCACCACAGCCACUUCAGCGACUGAAGCCGAAACAGAUGAUGCAUUGCCCACACGCCGGCUGAUAGUAGAGGGCAGAGACGCUGCGGGUAUUCCUACAAAGACAGCAGGUGCUGACAGUGGCCAAUCGAAUCAGUCAAGCGAUGUUGAGGAGCUACAGUACUAUGACAAAGGCAAAAUGAUCAAAUCAAUGACACGCGCUACUGACCAUCUCAAGUCGCAGGAUUUCCAAGUUUGCAUCACCAUAAUUGAGGCACGUCAGUUGCCUGGCCUCAAUAUGGAUCCAGUUGUAUGCAUUCAAGUGGGUGAUCAAAAGAAAUACACGAGCGUGAAGGAGAGCACCAAUUGUCCUUAUUACAAUGAGUAUUUUGUGUUUGACUUUCACAUGCCGCCGGUGAUGCUUUUUGAUAAAAUUAUAACCUUGUCGGUAAUACAAGCAAGGAAAUUUUUACGAUCUGGCACACUCGUGGGUUCCUUUAAGAUUGACUUAUCGACUGUUUAUGAUGCGCCGGAUCACCAAUUCUACCACAAAUGGGCGUUGCUCUCCGAUCCAGAUGACUUUUAUAGUGGCCCAAAAGGUUAUUUGAAAUGUGAUAUUGGCAUAAUUGGCAAAGGUGAUACCGUGAAGGUGCCUCAAAAAUCUGAAAAAGAUCCUGAUGACAUCGAAGCCAAUCUACUGCUACCCGUUGGCGUACCCAUUGAGCGUCAACGUGCCAAGUUUAUUGUGAAAAUAUACCGCGCUGAUGGUUUACCUCGCAUGAAUUCUUCGCUUAUGGCGAAUGUGAAGAAAGCCUUUACUGGCGAAUCAAAAGAUUUGGUCAGCCCCUAUGUGCAAGUCUCCUUCGCAGGGCUGAUGGGGAAAACCACAGUCAAGAAGAAUGCGUAUGCACCAGUUUGGAAUGAACAAUUGGUGUUUACCGAAAUGUUUCCACCACUAUGCCAGCGUAUUAAGAUUCAACUGCGUGAUGCUGAUCCCAUGAAACCUGCCAUUAUCGGCACCCAUUACAUUGAUCUCAAACAAGUAUCCAAUGAUGGCGAUAGAGGCUUUCUUCCCACUUUCGGUCCCUCGUUCAUACAUCUCUAUGGAUCUACACGCGACUAUACGCUACUCGAUCAACACUCUAACCUAAACACUGGCUUGGGUGAAGGAGUCAGUUAUCGCGCACGUCUACUAAUCGCUAUACGCACUGAAAUUACCGACAACAUCGAAAUGACUACAGAGAAAAAUGUUGAACUCGAACCGGCAUACCCGAUUUCGGAGUCCUCCUACUCACGCAAUGAGGAAUUUUUCCUUUUCGGUUCUAUUAUAGAAGCAUCAAUGUUGGAUAAGAAAGUCAGCGAUAAGACGGUGUUCUUUGAGUUGAGUAUGGGUAAUGCGGGUAACUCGCUAGACGGUCAUAAUGAAAGCUUCUCGACGGCCACAGAAGAUGGUGAGGACGGCUGUGUGCUGGAAACGGUCGACACAACUUCAUUCAGCAGCGUUACAAACGCUUGUAAGCCCAUCAGCCACGAUAAGUCACAUUAUUAUCUGCCUUACUGGGACUACAAACCAUGCAUGGAUGUGAGAUGUACACUGCCAGAUCUGAGGCGUCGUAUGUACAAUAGUAAUAUGCUAUCGAAAAUGUCAGAGAAACUGGAAGAGGGCUUGACGAAGACAAGUAAACUUAUUGAGGAGGAAGACGUUAAGGCAGAGGUGCGUCUACGUGCCACUCUUGAGGACCUAGCAUCAGCAUGUACGCGCUAUCUUAGUAUAACGAAAGCGAAUGCAGUUGGACCGGGCAGCGGCAAGACAAAGUUGGACAAAGAGCGCAUUAAACUAUGCCAAAGUGAAAUAGAAAAUCUUGGCAACUUGGCACGAAAUCUGCGCGCUUUGGUAACGCGCAGUUCGCUCAAGGAACGCUUUAAAACCGCACAAACGUUCCAACAAAAACUGAAAUUUCUUAUCGACGAUCCUCAACACUCGUUACCGGAUAUUUUUAUAUGGCUUAUUGCCAAUGGUAAGCGUUAUGCCUAUCAUCGUAUGUCCGCCCGCGAAUUGAUUUACUCUAACAUGGAAGAAGAGUGUGGCGUGCACUGCGCUAAGAUACAAACCAUAUUCUUAAGAUUGCCUGGUAAUCAAUCGAUAGGGCCAGCUAGCUGGUUUAUACAAGCUAAACUAUCUAUUUAUUUGUGGUUGGGCGUUGUCGGUCAUAAGGGGCAUUUCUUCGAGGGUCUGCCCAUCGGUUAUGAUCUAUCACAUGAGCUGCGCAAUGCGGAGAGACCAGGCGCAAUGGCGCCUAAUAACAUACAUUAUCUUGAGAAAUCUACCUUUCAACUGCGCGCACACAUUUAUCAAGCGCGCUCGCUUAUCGGCUCCGACGCUUCCGGUCUCAGUGACCCAUAUGCCACGGUCUAUAUUACUGAAUUUGCUAAGACCACACAAGUUAUCGAGGAAACAUUGAGCCCUACUUGGGAUGAGCUACUGGUCUUUGAUGAAAUUCUAGUCUUCGGCACAAAAGAUGAAAUCAAGAAAGAUCCACCCACCAUUAUUAUAGAGAUUUAUGAUCAAGAUAAAGUCGGAAAAUCUGAGUUCAUUGGACGCGCUAUUGCGAAACCACGUGUAAAGCUACGCGAUAAUGCUUACACUACGCCCACGCUAGAAUGGUUUGACAUUGUGCGUGGACAUGAGAAUGCCGGUGAAUUGUUGGCCGCUUUCGAGAUGCUUGAAAUUGGUUCCACCGAUAUGCCACGUCUCACCGAGCCCAAACAACUGCCAAGCAGUCAACAGGAGAAAAUUAAAGAGAAAAAUUCGUCACCACCACCGGGUACCAUUUUUCCAGUGCCAAAAGAGGUGCGCCCGCACUUGGCGAAAUUCAAAUUAGAAGUGCUCUUCUGGGGCUUGCGCGAUCUAAAGCGUGUGCACUUAAUGUCGGUCGAUAAACCACGCAUCGAUGUUGAAUGCUCGGGAAAAAUACUCAGCUCAAACAUUAUACAGAAUGCAAAGAAAAAUCCGAAUUUCCCUAGCAUGCUGAAAUCAAUAGAAUUGGAGUUGCCACUCGAGGAAACCUAUGCGCCUCCAAUAACUAUACGUUGUGUAGACUGUCGCUCGUUCGGUAGAUAUACUUUGGUGGGCACCCAUCAGAUCACUUCUAUACAUCGUUAUAUUUACAAACCACCACCGAAAGAGGACAUCACCAAAUACAAAACAAUGGGUGGUCAGAUUAUACUAUCCGCACCGUUGAAUGAGGACAGCUUGAGUAAUCUCGUCGAUGGCUUCAAUAUGCAAGCGAUGAUAGCGGCCAAUGCGCAACAAGCUAAUAUGAAGGACUUUUAUGGUAAUCGCCGUUCAUCCUGUGAUCAAUUUACACUCUACGGUGCGGCAUGUGUUACAAAGCUCGCCAAAAAGCAGGCAUCGAAGAAGAAGGGUUCCCAAAAUAGUAACCUUAAUGAAAUAUUAAAGGAUCAGGAUCAAGACGACGAGCUUAGUCGCGAUUGGUGGACCAAAUAUUUUUGGUCCUAUGAAAGACUUAUCGAUUUAACAAAAACGGAAAAGUCACACACCUCCGAAAAAUUUCUAACUCCACCGCCCAAUACCACACCCACCAAUGUGCAAAAAUUUGGUAUGAAGGGAGCUAAACUAGUGCAAAAAUUGAGCCCAAAAGGUAUGGCUGGCGUGACGCGCGGCAAGCAUGAUCCUAGCAGCGAAAAGGUGUCACCGAACCAGCAAACUAAUAGGACGAGCAUGAACUCUACGGCUGUAUGUCAGAUAUAUCCCAACGAGCUGGAGGCCCAACCGGAAUAUAAUAAUUUUCGCGAGUGGCUGCACUCAUUUCCACUCUAUCGCGGCAAAAAGACUGGCGACUCCACCGAAGAUGAUAACCGUACAGUUGGCUUCUUUAAAGGUGCCAUAAAAGUCUACAGACUUCCACCGCCAAAAGGCACUGAGUUGCCUGUACCCAACCUACCCGCCAAUGAUCCCCUUCACGUACUUGUACGUGUUUACAUAAUCAAAGGCACAGACUUGCAUCCCAUGGACUUGAAUGGCAAAGCGGAUCCAUACGUUGUGCUGCAACUGGGUAAUAAGAGAAUAUCCGAUAAGGAGAACUACGUCAGCAAACAACUGAAUCCGAUAUUCGGUAAGUGUUUCGAGGUGGAAGUAACAUUCCCACAGGAUUCAAUGCUGACCGUGCAAAUAUUAGACUGGGAUUUGGUGGGAUCUGAUGAUCUAAUCGGUGAGACGAGAAUCGAUUUAGAAAAUCGCUAUUAUAGCAAACAUCGCGCAACGUGUGGAAUUGCUUUGAGAUAUGAAGUCUGUGGUUAUAACCAAUGGCGUGACCCUAUGAAACCCACGCAAAUACUCUCGAAACUGUGUAAAGAAAACAAAUUGGAUACGCCACAUUAUUUUCAAGACCGUGUGGCAAUCGGCAAAUAUUGUAUGACCUUCUCCGAUGAGGAAGUAAUAGCAUGGAAUGGCCCAACCACAUGCAGAAAUCGCGAUGAACAUCUGGCUUUGGCGGUGCUGCAUAGGUGGAGUGAAAUACCCAAAGUGGGUUGCAAGAUUGUUCCCGAAUAUAUCGAAUCACGUCCAUUAUAUAAUCCCGAAAAGCCUGGCAUUGAGCAGGGUAAAAUUGAAAUGUGGGUCGAUAUGUUUCCUAUGGAUAUGCCGCUACCAGGUCCACCAGUGGACAUAUCACCACGUAAGCCCAAAGAAUAUGAGUUGCGCGUGGUAAUAUGGAAUACAGACGAUGUGGUGCUGGAAGAUGAUGCCUUCUUCACGGGCGAAAAGAUGUCUGACAUUUAUGUAAAAGGCUGGCUCACAGGUCCGCAGGAUAUGCAAUCUACAGAUAUACACUAUCGUUCGCUCACCGGCGAAGGCAACUUCAAUUGGCGUUUCAUCUUCCCCUUCGAAUACUUGGCGGCUGAGGAACGCAUUGUGCUCUCAAGACGCGAAUCACUAUUCAGUUGGGAUGAGACGGAGGUAAAAAUACCAGCACGUUUGGAAUUACAAGUAUGGGAUGCGGAUCACUUCUCUGCUGAUGACUUUCUUGGUGCUAUUUCUUUCAAUCUGAAUCGUUUUCCGCGUGGCGCCAAAACUUCUAAACUCUGCACGCUGGAUAUGCUCAAGUCAGAUACGGCAUUGCCCACGGUGAAUAUUUUCAAGCAGAAACGGGUGCGUGGUUGGUGGCCAUUCUAUGUGAAGAAACAGAAUGAGGAAAUGGAGCUAACCGGCAAGGUGGAAGCAGAGUUCCAUUUGCUUACAAAGGAAGAAGCCGAACAGAACCCCGCGGGUUAUGGGCGCAGUGAACCGGAUCCGCUGGAGAAACCAAACCGCCCCGACGCCUCGUUCAUGUGGUUCCUAAAUCCGCUCAAAUCUAUACGCUACAUCGUCUGGCACAAUUACAAAUGGGCUAUUCUCAAGGCACUGCUGUUGUGCGGUAUUUGCUUGUUCUUAAUACUCUUUGUUUAUUCAGUGCCCGGAUACUCAGUCAAACGUUUGUUGGGGGCCUAAGAAAGAAAAUAUAUCCAAAGGAGUGCAGAUUUCGGAUCAAGCACUGACGACAGUAAGACUAGCUUUUGGCGUUCGAGUUUUAGCAGUCACACAAUUUCCUAUCAAUUAUCAUAAGUAGGAAGAUUUGAAAACUCUGAUACACAUACAUAUAUUCGCCUAUCAGCUUUUCUAAACAAAUAUUUUUCUUUCAAACAUUAGGAUACUGCUUUCCUGCGUUAUAAUAGUAUAAUUAGAUUUGAUUAGAUUA